Molecule: messenger RNA, 865 nt
Organism: Scylla paramamosain (green mud crab)
Lineage: Eukaryota; Metazoa; Arthropoda; Malacostraca; Decapoda; Portunidae
Product: cuticle protein AMP1A-like
Exons: 3
Coding region: 142-651 (169 amino acids)
Cellular component (GO): chitin-based extracellular matrix
Molecular function (GO): structural constituent of chitin-based larval cuticle
Source: RefSeq, a predicted model, not a curated record
CCCGGGUGAAGGGAAGCCGAGGAAUGACCUGGGAGUUCCUGACCCUGUAAGCUGCCGCUGGCGUAUCCCUGGGAGAGGUCACUGCUAUAUAAGCUGCCCGCCUCGAUUGCAGGACAUCAGAAGCUGACCACCACCGCUAUCAUGAACGUUGUGCUAAUCGUGGCAGCCGUAGCCUCACUGGCCGCGGCCGACACCGACUACAGCUACAGGCCACCGCAGACCUACUCGGGCCCCGCCCCCUCCGCCAGGUCAGAGGUCAUCGAGGUAGUACCUAUUCUUCAGGACGACCGCUACCACACUGAGGACGGCAGCUACAGCGUCGACGUCAAGACAGGCAACGGUAUCGCCUUUUCGCAGUCUGGCUCUCCGACUGGGCCGAACGGCGCCGUGAUCAAGGCCGGAGAGUACUCCUACACCGCCCCUGACGGCACUGACGUCCACGUCAAGUUCGUCGCCGACGGGAACGGCUUCCAGCCCCAGUCUGACAUGCUGCCCGUGGCCCCCGCCUUCCCCCACCCCAUCCCCGACUUCGUGCUAAGGCAGAUCGCCUUCGCCGAAGAGGAGGACGCCGCCCGCGCACGCGCCGAGGCCUCACAAGUGAGAUCUGCUUCCUUGCCCGCGCCUGGUCGCUCCUACGGGGCGCCGCAAUAAAUGAGUGUUUACAACGCCAACGAACAAAGAUGGAUGUGACACCGAAAUACUAAUAACAUAUUGAGUAUAUAAUAUUUAUUCUCGGUUUGGUUUUCGCUGGGAGCGAGUGAAACACCAGAUACCGCCACACCGCUUGCCGCCACGGAAAUGUCCUCUAUUUAUGGAAUGUGUGUGUGCUGAGUGUAAGUUAUAUUGCUAAUAAAUGUUGCAUUGA